UAAUUCUUAUCUGUGGUGGUUAUCACAACAUUUAACUUAUCAACAAGUGUUUAGAAACUGUGUUGUUUACCGAAUGGACAAAAAACAGUGUGCUAGUUCGUUUCACUAUUAGAUUGCCAUGUGCAAAACCCGUUUUUUAACUGUUUCUUUGUUAAAACCGAUAACUUUUAUAAAAUACAAAUUGGUUAGCAAAUUAAGCGCUGUCGCAUUUUGAAACUUAAUGAGCUUUAAUUGAGCGACACCUUAGCCAAUUGACGGUAAUUUAAGCGGAUUUACUCACCUAUUUGUGCCUCAGGCUUUGAUGUUAACUUAAAGAACAUGGUGCUCGUUCUAAAUGGGGUUUUGCAAGCUAAAUGUCCUCAAGAUAUGCAAAGCUUGUAUAAUAGUCACCCGGUUUAUAGAGAAACAGCGGGUCAGUUACUUUCUAUUCCAAAUAAAGUCAUAGGUCCUGCAGGAUUGCUCUAUGUUCGACAAAGAGAAUUUGCUGCGACUGUUCCGCAGGACAAGAAUGUCAGCAUAUUGGGUUCUGAUACAGCAACAACAUGUGCCAUUGUUGUAUUCAGACAUACUGGAUCAGGUGCUGUCGCUCUUGCUCAUUUAGAUGGAUCAGGAACAGAAGAAGCUGUGUGUGCCAUGAUUCAGAGAGUGCAAGAAUUGGCUCUAGGAUAUCCAGAAGGUAGAUAUGAGUUGCAGAUUGUUGGGAGUUAUAGUGACCCAAACAAUAAAUCAGAAGAGUUAUUUUUUGGCCUAAUGACUUCAUUUCAUAAGCACCCUCUCGAAGUUGACCUUAUACUAGCAUGUGUGGGUCCUUUAAACACUACUGUGAGGGGUGGUAUCGCUUGGCCAUUAAUAUAUGGAGUUGGUGUGAAUGUUGAAACUGGUGAAAUAUUUCCUUCAACUUUCCCAGAUCGUGGACCUGAUUCCCAUUUAAGAAACGCUCGUACUUUAACAGGGGAUUCUGAGGUGCUUGACAUAUAUGACUGCAAUAUGGGACUCCUUAAGAUAGGACCUUUUAACUAUAAACCGCUUAGGGGUGUGGAUUUGUGGCUUGAGCAAUCUGAUGAGUUUAUUCUAAGACAUCUAUCCUCAUCACCUGAUGUUGAGCCACCACAUUUUGUUGACGAAUUGAGGAGCACUUUUAAGUACAUUCGGGAGCACCCAUUUCCUGCUGUUACGGUAUUUAGAAAUAACAGACCACAUUAUUUUCGGAGGGAUGAACAAACAGGGUUCUGGACGCCCGCCAUUUUUUAGAGGUUAGUUUAAA
Molecule: messenger RNA, 1264 nt
Organism: Cylas formicarius (sweet potato weevil)
Lineage: Eukaryota; Metazoa; Arthropoda; Insecta; Coleoptera; Brentidae
Product: protein N-terminal asparagine amidohydrolase-like
Exons: 4
Coding region: 319-1251 (310 amino acids)
Biological process (GO): ubiquitin-dependent protein catabolic process
Cellular component (GO): nucleus
Molecular function (GO): protein-N-terminal asparagine amidohydrolase activity
Source: RefSeq, a predicted model, not a curated record